This is a messenger RNA of Diuraphis noxia (Russian wheat aphid), 6186 nucleotides long. It is a transcript of the gene jbug, whose product is annotated as filamin-type immunoglobulin domains fbug. Gene Ontology annotation, biological process: actin cytoskeleton organization. Gene Ontology annotation, molecular function: actin filament binding. The record is from RefSeq and is a predicted model, not a curated record. Lineage: Eukaryota; Metazoa; Arthropoda; Insecta; Hemiptera; Aphididae.
GUAUGACUUCAGCAGCGCACUGAACAUGAUGCGCACCGACCCCGCCGCUCCGUCGCGAAUAUCGUCCCACAUCGGACUGGUGGCCCGCAGUCCGGAGGGCCACGCCGCCAAGACCAUGCAGAUCAAGGGUCACGAAGACCAGUGGGUGGACAUACAGGCUCACACGUUUAGGAACUGGGUGAACGAGCACGUGCCGGCCGCCGACCGGGUGGCGAACCUCGCGGAAGAUCUGUGCGACGGUCGAGUCCUCUGCGAAUUGGUGGAGAACUUACAGCAGCGUAAGGCGUUCGCGUGGAACCACAACCCUGGCAACCGGCACCAGAUGUUGGAGAACGUGUCCAAGGCCCUGGCCGCGAUUUCGGACGACGGCGUUAAAUUAGUUAACAUAGCACCUACAAAAUUAGUCAAUGGAAAUAGCUCUUCUGCUUUCAAUGACUUUACUUCUUCUAAUGAAUAUAAUAAAAUUGGUCUUCUUAGACCUAUCUCACCUCUGCAAUCGCCAAAAUUCACUUCUUCUCCUAUUAAUCAUCUACAUAGCAAUACGUAUAAAUCAACUAACCAUUCAGAAUCUGGAUUUCAUAGUAUCUCAUCACCAUUACAUUUAAAUAUUCCUAGUUCCCUUUCCCCAAAUCAUAGUUAUGUAUCACCAAAAAGUGCUUUGUCUCCGUCAAAACCAAAAAAUAAUGAUAUAGUUUUUGGAGAAAAUAUGCAACUCAUGCCCGUAAAUAGAUAUUCAACAAUUUACAUAAAUUCUGACGAGGCACUAGCCAAUAUUAAUGUCACAGUGAUUGGUCCAUCAAAUAAGAUGAUUCCUGUGAGAAUGUCUAGGAACAUUGCACAAGGUCAUAUUUUGGCACAGUUUACAGCUGAACAAAUUGGAGAACAUUCAAUUGAUGUGAAAAUUAAUGGUACWAGAGUUAUUGGUUCUCCAUUUAGGAGUCAUGCAUAUGAUGUGUACGCUAUUAAAGUUGGCCAUAUACCAAAUGGAGUGGUGGGUGAACCAGUAGAAUUUGAAAUUGAUGGAUCAGGAGCAGGUUCUGGUAAUCUAGAAAUUCUUGUAAAUGGAGGACAUGUCACUAGUUUUGUCCGAAAUUUAGGCAAUCAAAAAUUUUUAGCAUCAUUUGUACCACAUAAAGCACUAAUCCAUUUAGUUGAUAUGAAAUUUAACAACGAACAAGUACCAGGGAGUCCCUGGGAAGUAACAAUCAUGAGUGGAGGAUCAUAUAGCCCAAAAUUAAGCGUCCUCGGUGAUGCUGUAAAAUUAGUACCUGUUGAUUCAGUAGCAAUAUUUCAAAUAAGUGCUAUCGGUUUUCAUCGAGAAGAUAUACAAGUUAAUGUAUUAAGUCCCACCAAACGCAAUGUUCAAKCUAAAAUUAUAAAUGAAGGAGGAAAUGGAAUAUUUAGACUAGAAUUCAUUGUGAUUGAAGUGGGAACACAUUUGGUUGAUGUUAGUGUGGCUGGCCAUAAACUUGGAACUGGUACAUUAUUAGCCAAAGGAUAUAAUUCAGCUUUGAUAAGAGUAACUGAUGUUUCUGAUGCUGUUGUUGGUCAACCUUGUCAAUUCAGAGUUGACGCUAGUGAUGCUGGUGAAGGCCAAUUAGAAAUAUCUAUUAAUGAAGGAGAAGUACCAAAUCAUGUGACUGUAGUUGGAGGUGGAAGAUGUUUAGUAUCUUUUACACCUGAACAUGUUAAACCUCAUAUGAUUGAUAUAAAAUUUAACAGUGAAACUGUAAUAGGAUGUCCAUUUGUAUGCUCAGUAUCUGACACAAGUCGCGUGUCUGUUAAUUUAUCUYGUUUAGAGUUGAUACCUGUUAACCAUGUGGCAAAAUUUCAUAUGAUGGUUGAUAAUUCAGCUUCAGCUGAAUUGUCUGUUUCUGUAACUGGGCCUACCACUGAGCUUCCAGUUAAAGUUACGGGAAAUGUAAAUGUAGGCUUUACUGCUGAGUUUACACCACUCCAAGUUGGAGCCCAUUCAAUAUCAGUUGAAUAUAAUGGACACGCCGUUAAUGGUACUCCCUAUGUGGCUAAAGCUUAUGAUUCAAGCAAAGUUUUAGUUGGACAUGUGCCUAAGGGACAUGUUGGAAAUACAUUUCAAUUYACAGUUGAUGCUAGUGAAGCUGGUGAGGGAAACUUAGAAAUUACUAUAUCAGCUAGAGGAGCAAAUAUUCCCACUCAAGUACACCCACAAGGCAAUGCUAAAUUUGCCGUUAGUUUUCUACCACUUCAGCCUACUGAUCAUGUUAUUACUAUCCAUUUCAAUAAGGAACCAGUCCCAGGGUCUCCUUUUAUUGCUCAUGUUGAGGGAGAUUUACCGCUAGUUAGUGGUACUUCACUGACUAGCGCUCCUGUCUCAACUACUUCUCAUUUCACUAUGAGCAAUGUAUCUGGAUCAUUGGAUGACAUUGAAGUUAAUGUUGAGGGGUCAGCUACCGAAGAUAAAGUCGCUGUUGGUAAGAUAGCGUCAUUUGCUGUUCAAUGUGAAAGUAGUCCUCAAGUACAAGUUCUUGCACCUCUUAGGCAUUCUUUACCCGUUACUCUUAUACCUGCUACUCAACCAUCAACUCACAAUGUUCAAUUUACUCCUAUUGAUGUUGGUGACCAUAGUGUUGAAGUYAAAGUAGAUGGUAUWCAUGUUGAAGGCAGUCCGUUUUUAGUUAAAGCAUAUGAUGCUUCUAAAGUUCGUGUUACAGAUAUUAACACAGGAUUUGUUGGAAAACCAGUCAAUUUCAAUAUUAAUGCUAGUGAAGCUGGUGCCGGUAAUUUAGAAAUCAUAGUAUCAGUGAAUGGAGUUAAUGUUCCAAAUUAUGUUCAAUCUGAAGGAAAUGCAAAGUUCCGUGUUAAUUUUAAGCCCCGAGACGCUGCCCCUCAUAGUUUGAGUGUACGUUUCAAUGGUGAACCUAUUCCAGGGUCUCCAUUAACUUGCAGAGUAUUGGAUAUUGAUCAAGUCGCAGUAACUGGAAAUGGCGUUCGAUAUUGUGCCAUAAAAAAGACAGCUGACAUUAAAAUAGAAAGUCCUGAUAUAUCCAAUGAUACAAAUUUCAAAGUCAAYGUAUUUUCACCAUCUGGACAACUGGUUGAUGUUAAAACGAGCAUCAUGGCCAAUGCUAUUGGAGUGUAUUAUAUACCAAAUGAAAUUGGAAGACAUAUGAUAGAAGUUUUUAUAGAAGAUCAGCCAGUUGAUGGUAGUCCAUUUGCUUGUAAUGUGUAUAAUAUAAAUAAUAUAAAAGUUACAGGACUUGAUAGUGCUAAAGCUAGUAAACCAGUUACCUUUAGUGUAGAUGCCACAGAAGCUGGAGAAGGUACAUUGGAAUUGGUUGUUAGUAGUCAAAAAGGCACAGUUAAAGCAGAAGUAGUCGCUUGUUCCAGAGGAUUAUAUGAUGUGACUUUUGUCCCUCAUAAUGCAAUACCACAUUUUGUUAAUAUUACAUUUAAUGAUGAAAUUGUACCGGGAAGUCCAUAUAGUUGUGAUGUUAUUGAUUUAAAUGGAGUUAAGAAAGGAGCAUCUGGUUCAUCAAUAACUGCAUAUGGUGAAGGAUUGCAACGAGUAAAACUUGGUUACCCGGCUCGUUUUGAUAUUAAUCCGCAUAUUGCUGAUCAUGGAUCCAUUAGUGUGAUCAUAAAAGAUCCUGAUAAUAAAACUAUACCUGUUAAUUUACACAAACAUGACAGUGGGUUAUAUCGGAUAACAUAUCGUCCAUCUAUUGUUGGUGUUCAUAUGGUAACAAUUCUGCAUAGAAAUCAACCAAUUACCAAACAUCCUUGGAAAGUUCAAGUCAUAGAUUCUGAGUUAGUCAUUGUUAGUGGACUCAAUGAAGCUAUUUGUAAUAAACCUACAUCAUUUAAAGUUGAUACAAGAAAUGCUGGUAAAGGAGAAUUAUCGGUGGCAAUUAAAGCAGCUGGCCGUGAUGUCAAACUAAAAUCGUCAGAUGUUGAGUCUAAUGGUAUCUAUCAAGUAGCAUAUCAGCCUGUAAUACCUGUACCCCAUUAUGUUCACGUGAAAUACAAUAAUUUUAAUGUACACGGGUCUCCGUUUAUGGUGAAUAUCCGAGAACAAAAUCCAUCUACAUCAGCUGAACUUCGAGUUGUUGGUCUUGGACUUUACCAAGGUAUUUCUAACAAAAUGUCUACAUUCAUAAUAGACAGUGCUGGUAAAUCUAGUCAUGAAUUUGAUGUUGUCAUUACCGGUACACAACAUAGUGCUGUACCAGCCCAAUGUUAUCAACAUAAAAAUGGUAUGAACUUGAUUGUUGAAUUUACACCUCCUAAAGUUGGGCAGUAUAAUAUUGAUGUUACACAYUUUGGUAAACAUUUAAAAGGAUCACCAUUUACCAGUUAUGUACACGAUGCUAGUAAAGUUAAAAUCGACAGUCUUCCAGAGAAGAACAGUUCAGUUAUUCAUAAACCAAUGUCAUUCAAAUUAUUACGGAAGAAYGCUGGUUUAGCUGAUUUUACAGUUACUUGUCUUGGACCAGAGAACGAAGAUGUUCCAGUUGAUUUAAAAAUGUUCAAUGAAGAUAUUGAUGUUGUUGAAAUAAAUCCCACAGUACCUGGAGAUUAUAUUUUUAACAUCUGUUAUGGCAAAGAUCACAUAACUGAAUCUCCAUUAAAAGUGCAUGUGGCGGAUCCAGGAGUACCUCGUGCCUGGGGUUCUGGUCUUGUCAAAGCUCUUAAAGAUGUUUCAACAAAAUUUUAUAUCUCAGCGUUAGGCACAUCUUAUCACACUGUUCCUGUUGUUAAUAUACGCAAUGGUUCUGAAAUAAUACCUGUGACAAUUAAUCAAUCUUCAAGUGGUCAUGAAGGAGAUUAUGAAGUUUUAUUUAUUCCAAACCAUAUUGGUUUUUGUGAUAUAAACAUUGUUUGGAAUGGAAGACAUGUUGGUAAUUCACCAUAUAAGUGUAUGGUUGUUGAUUUGACUAAAGUGUUAACAAUUGGUGAUUCAAAUUUAAAUAGUCGUAUUAUACUUGGAGUUAAUGCUCCCACAACAUUGACAUUUGAUACAUCUAUUGCUGGUCCUGGUGAACUAGAUGGUCAUUUAGAAAGUCAAGGAGGAACAAUUGUUCCAAUAAUGAUUGACCACUCUGGUGAUAAUGUUAAAUGUGUAUUAACACCACACAUAUCUGGCCCACAUGCCCUGUACUURAAUUUUGCUGGACUACCAUUACCAGGUUCACCAUAUCCUGCUUUAGUAGAAAGUGGCGCUGCUGGUGUACGAGUAUUACUAUCUGGAAGUGGGCUAUCAACAGCUACUUGUGGUCAACAAGCAGAAUUUAUAAUUGAUGGAUCACAAGCAGGACCUGGCAAUCCUGUAGUUACCUUAGCAGGCUCCAGGCAUGAAAUAUUAGUCAAUAUCGAAAAAACAGGUGAUAAUGUGUAUAGUGCCAAUUAUACUCCAGUAAGUCCAGGCGCUUAUUUAUUAAAUGUGCUCUGGGGUCACAGGCAAGUUAAAGGUUGUCCUUUAAAGGUUAAUGUAACUGGUGUUUGUGAUGCUAGUAAAGUUCUAUGCACUGGAGAUGGUCUUGGUAUAGGUACAGUUGGAAAAGAUAUCAGAAGUUUUAUUGAUACACGAAGAGCAGGUCCAGGGGAGUUAAGUGCUCAUUGUAUUGGACCUCAUAAAGUUGCUUACUGUGAACUUUAUGACCACGGAGAUGGUACUUUCACAUUAAAUGUGAAACCACAAGAAUCAGGCAGACAUACACUGACUGUUAAAUAUGCCGGCGAGGAUGUACCUGGAAGUCCUUUUACUGUUCGUGUUAGUGGUGCGCCAGAUGCUAGUAAAGUUCGUGUGUAUGGACCUGGAAUAGAACACGGUGUGCUAGCAAUUUUCCAAAGUAGAUUUAUAUGUGAUACUCGUGGAGCUGGAGCUGGACAAUUAACAGUCAGGGUUAGAGGACCCAAAGGAGCAUUCCGUGUAGAAAUGCAACGUGAAAAUCAAAAAGAUCGAACUAUACUGUGUAAGUUUGAUCCAACCGAGCCUGGUGAUUACAGAGUUGAAGUUAAAUGGGCCGGGGAACAUGUCCCUGGAUCGCCAUUUAUGGUCAUGAUAUUUGACACACAAGAAGAACUUAAUCGAUUUUUACAGGGUAAUCAUUCACCAGCUGGUUCGGAUCUAUAUAGUAGUGUUAAUUACUCAUCAAGUUAUGCUCACAUCACACCUUAAACUUUGUUACUAGGUGAAUAAUAUAUAUA